Messenger RNA from Synchiropus splendidus (mandarinfish), 3061 nucleotides. RefSeq names its product stearoyl-CoA desaturase (delta-9-desaturase) (gene scd). Gene Ontology annotation, cellular component: endoplasmic reticulum membrane. Gene Ontology annotation, biological process: unsaturated fatty acid biosynthetic process; response to fatty acid. NCBI's taxonomy places the organism in Eukaryota, Metazoa, Chordata, Actinopteri, Syngnathiformes, Callionymidae. The record is from RefSeq and is a predicted model, not a curated record. The coding region runs from base 183 to 1181 and encodes 332 amino acids. Gene Ontology annotation, molecular function: iron ion binding; palmitoyl-CoA 9-desaturase activity; stearoyl-CoA 9-desaturase activity. The transcript has 6 exons.
CCGGCUGCUGCUAAGGCACCUCGAGUUCCAGCUCUCAUUGAUGCGUUGAUGCGGACUGUCACUCUCCCUUUCGGCUCACUGUAGUUUUGGGCUUGGCAGAGCCGCAACAUCGCCGCUCUAACACAUCUGUUUUUCCCCCCAACAACGAGACCCCGUUAGAGCAUCACCGUGUACUGGCUAGCAUGACGGAGGCGGAGGAGCAGAAGCAGCACAAGCAGCCCGCUAAUGGCAACGCUCUACCGGAGGCCCCCCGAGAAGAUGCGUUUGAUCACACGUACAAAGAGAAAGCGGGCCCCAAACCGGCCAAGAGCAUCGUGUGGAAGAACGUCAUAUUGAUGUCCUUCCUGCAUAUAGGUGCCGUGUACGGCAUCUACCUCGUCCCCUCAGCAUCUCCUCUGACCUGGCUGUGGUCCAUUUUCUGUUUUUUGAUAAGUGCUUUAGGAAUCACCGCAGGUGCUCACCGCCUGUGGAGUCACAGAUCCUACAAGGCCUCGUUACCUCUACGGAUCUUCCUGGGUGUCGCCAACUCCAUGGCAUUUCAGAAUGACAUCUUUGAGUGGGCCAGAGACCACAGGGUGCACCACAAAUACUCAGAGACAGACGCGGACCCUCACAACGCCGUGCGCGGCUUCUUCUUCUCUCACAUCGGCUGGCUGCUGGUGCGCAAACACCCUGAUGUCAUCGAGAAGGGUCGCAAGCUGGAGCUGUCCGACCUGCGCUCCGACAAAGUUGUAAUGUUUCAGAGGAAGUACUACAAACUGACCGUGCUGCUCAUGUGCUUCUUCGUCCCAAUGUCCGUGCCUUGGUACUUCUGGGGCGAGUCUCUGUGGGUGGCUUACUUCAUCCCGGCGUUGCUGCGCUACACACUGGUGCUCAACGCCACCUGGCUGGUCAACAGCGCCGCCCACAUGUGGGGGAAUCGGCCCUAUGACCAGAACAUCAACCCACGGGAGAACAAGUUUGUCACCUUCAGUGCGAUAGGCGAAGGCUACCACAACUACCACCACACGUUCCCCUUUGACUACGCCACCAGCGAAUUUGGCUGCAAGCUCAACCUGACCACCUGCUUCAUUGACUUCAUGUGCUACCUUGGUCUGGCCACGGACCGCAAGAGAGUGUCCCGUGAGCUCAUCAUGGCCCGAGCCAAGCGCACCGGCGACGGCAGCCACCAGAGCGGCUAGGACGGCCGACGCCACUCGCCGGCUAAACAGACGGAAUCCGAAAGCUACGCCUCACGGUCUUACGACAGCUCUACAUUUCUCAUCCUGGGAGGAUCCGAGCGGGGGCCUCGACCACAUUUUGCUUGUUUUCGUGGGUUUUUUUUGUAGCUGUAACUUGUCCGAGAAAUAACCACCUUUUGCUAAGCUCUUGGGCUUCAGACGCCGAAGGUUUCGCAAAGAUGUUUUCUAGAUUUGAAGUAGAUUUGAUUUUUGAAAAGUCAACUUCAUUCUCAGCUGUUUGGCCACCUUGGUGUGAAUUUUUCCAUGCGAGUUGUAGCCAAAGUUUUUUUAUUUUGAUUUUAUUUUUUUUUCUGUACAAGUCGACAAUUACUCGGAAGACGUGGAACACUUGAAGAUUGGAGGGACUGGUGCCUGAAUUUGCAGUUUACAGAGAGAGACUUCUGAUAUAAAUUAACAAAUCAAUGUUUUUGUUUUUGGAGACUAAUGAGACGAUGCACGUGAUGACAUGUGAGGGAAGCCAGACCUUCUUCUGCCCUGUGCAACCUUUGCUGACACCAAAUAUGUACAAACAUCUAAAGGUGGACGUACAAUGAAGGCGCUUUCACAGGUUAGAAGGUACUUCAACCUGAAUAGUGAAACUGUAACUGAACUCAGAAAUGGCGUUUCUGAACAAAUGUGCUUAUUUGUGAUUUGUUGUUGAGCUACUGAAUCAUGAGUCAAAAAGAAAAUUAAUCGUAUGAGUUCCUGUACUGCUGACUCAAUGAAUAAUUUGAUAGUCGGAUUAAAAGAUUUUCAAACUCUCCCACCUAAAUUUGUUCUGCAGGAGAUCCAGAGCACGGCCACAAUUCCAGAACUCUCCAGCUUGGUUUGAUGGAAUUAAGCAUUUCCUGCAUGUAUCUGGAAACACAGUUGUUUCUGUGGUAUUUUGACUUUGUUAAUGUAAACGUGUUUAUGUAGCAUAACUGAGAACAUGCAUAUUGUUUGUGAUGUGGCCAUAGGAAAUGAACAAGCUCAUUGUUGCCCCCAAAUUUACGAACAAAAAAGGAGGAUUAUGUGAUGUGCGUGUCGACACCAGCUCACCAAAUUUCUGAUAGACCAAUGCCAAUGAGUUAGUUGGAAAGGAAGUGAUAACUAGUUUGACUCCAGGAACCUUGUGAAAGCGCUGUUAUAAUUAACUGCCAAAUUUGUAUUGCUUAUCCCAAAAAAAAACAAAACAGAAAUGGUCAUGUGACAGUUCCAGUGUGAGUAAGCGGCAUCCAAGUAUGAUUUCUGUUGUAGGUGUGAAGUGGACUGCAUCUAUUUUUGUGAGCUGACUGAGCUUUGCUGUGGUGAUGCAAGGUCCUGCUUCCCUCCACGUCUGGUGCACAUCAGUGUGUUUUUGUUUUCAUUUUGGUGUGUGGAAUGCUUAAAUUAUUUAUGUAUUUAUCUAUUAUUGUGGAACUCAAAAGACAGAGGAGCUCUAACCAGAACCAGUUUUCUACAAUCUUGGCGAAUCAUUUUAUCCCGAAGACAAAAAGUCAGGACACUACCUACCUAAUGCCUUAUGACUUGAAUCCAUUCCGGAUCCUCACUUUAUGUCAGUUCAGACACAAAAAAAGGUUUGAUUCUCACAUAACAAAUCUGGUGGAAAAAUUCAUGUUUAGGAAUCCGAAAACACCCGAGUAUUUAUGCAUUUGCAGGUAGCAUGACGGCUCAGAAUAUGAGCCCUUAACAGGUGCCAACUUUCAAACAACGGUGCUGUCAUGAGGAAUGUCAAAAGAAAAAAAAAAAGCCAAAAUUCACCGUGUCCCCAACUGGACCAGGAGCAGAAUGUCAUCGGUCUGAUUAUGUCAAUUGUUAACAGCUCAAAUAAUCUCUAAUAAAAGUCACACUAUUUUCAA